Molecule: messenger RNA, 1467 nt
Organism: Lolium perenne
Lineage: Eukaryota; Viridiplantae; Streptophyta; Magnoliopsida; Poales; Poaceae
Molecular function (GO): calmodulin binding
Source: RefSeq, a predicted model, not a curated record
UCCCGUGCUGCGCUCUCCCCCACCCGUCCAAAUCGCGGCAUAAAAUGUGGCCCGGCCAUGCUCUUAACUUUCCUCUCCUCCUCCCCUUCCUCCUCGCCCUCGCCCCUGCAUCUGGGCCAGAUUAGCUCCCCCUCCACCCAGCCGGAGGAUCCCCAGAUCGACCCACCACCGGACGGUAAACUCCAGCCGAUCUAGGGGAUAUACCAAUGGCGACAUCCAAGAAGGAGCCUCUUUACCCCAGCAGGGACAGGGCCAAAAGGAUGGCCCCCAAUCUCAGGCCCUCCAGCAGCGAGUCCUCCGGCUACGGCGCACGGCGGGCCAAGUCAGUGCCAAGUUCCCCGGAUCGCAAAUUCGGUCCUUCAGCUGCUGCAGCAGCUGCUGCGGCCGCCACUGCUCCAUCUGCCGCUCCGGACACGAGCCGUCCCUUAUUGUCGCACGCUGGCCGUUCCAUCUCGUCACGGACAAUGUCCACCUCAAGCUCAUCCAGUCAUGGCCGCAGGCCAUCCUCUGGUCCAGCCUCGAAGCCUACUCUGGCUAGAGCAAAAUCCGAGAAGGUCACUGCCAACUCACAGCGGCCUCCUUCGCUAGCUGUGCCGCUGAGCAAUUCGUUCAAGGACAUGGCCAAGACGGUCUCCAAGUCGCAUUCUUCCUUGCUGAAGAAUAAGCUUUCACCAAGGCCUUGUGCUGACAAAGGGGUGGCGUCCCCAAAGCCGAGCAUCAAGAGGGUGCCAUCGGCAGGGCCUGCGAGAGGUGGGAAACCUCUGCCGGUAUCCUCGGCACGGGCACCAGGCGCCGCCGCCAAGAAAAGAGAAGCAGCAAAUGAUGGUAGCUCAAGGCCGAAAGGUACUACUCCUCAGAGGGCAGUGGAGCCAUCUGUAACCAGGCAGGAGAAGGAUGACGAGCCGUCAAUGCAGUUCGAGGAAUCCGAGAGCCUAACAACUCCGUCCAUCGAAGAUCAGUUGCAUGAGGAGCUCCCUGACCCGGUCGACCUGAAAUUCAUCGACAUAGCUGCUUCUGGUUCACCUCCACGUGACCCAUACUUUCAGCAACAAGGCAACAAUGUGGAGGAAGUGAAGCGGCAAUUGGACAAAGAAGACGGUGAGCUUCAUAAUGGAGGCCACGGCACUGAUGCGAGUGGACAGAGCAAACCCGACACUGCAAAGGUUGCUGAUGAAUUGGACCGAGCGGAAACGGAAGAGGCUAGAACAAAGGCAGCGGCGCUGGCGAACAGGGCCGAAGUUGCUCAAUCAUGGAGGAAGGAUGAUCCCAAGAGCAACGAUGUGAUCGAGGAAACCAAAGCCAAGCUCCUGGAGGAGAGGAAGAGCAGGGUGAAGGCCUUGGUAGGGGCCUUCGAGACGGUAAUGUCAUUCAAGGAGUAGCGCUCAGCCUAAUUGUUUUGAUCAGUCCUGUUUGUCAUUUCAAGACGAGUACAUUCUGUCCUCAAUAUAUGUGAUCAUGAUUCCUCAA